AUGUGCUUCGGAUGUGUUCCCUACCGCGCCCUGGUGGUCGAGGACGAUCCCAAGCCAGAGGCGAAGAAGCCCAAUAGGCAGUGGUACAUGGUACGGCCUGGAGAUGGAUUCUACCCUGUCAAUCCUAAGUCUCAACUCACGUCUUUCUCUGUUUUCUUCUCUCCCUCUUCACCUCUCUCCUUCGCUACUCCUUCACUUCUGCUAUCCACAGCCAACAACAGCCGUCUUGUUCCCUCUGAUACUGCGAGGCUAUCUCAAGUCCUUGUCUAUCACCUACAAAGCGAGUCAGGGAUCAUUUCAUAUCCAUAUCCCUUUGCUGGCGCCAUGGGCCAGUUCUUUCAAUAUGGCUCUGUAGAUCCGAGCCGAUCGAGAUAUUCAACUUGUCCGCAGGUUCAACCUGGAAAUGAGCCCACUGUCUACACAUAUGUGCCUCCUCAGCUGCAGCAAAAUAUCCAGGUUGGCACAAGCAAUCCCACUGGGCCUCCUCCGCCACCACCACCACCACCAGCAGCAGCUUCGGCCACUGUCCUGCCAAACGGUUGUCUUAAUGGAGGCCCCCCCGGAACAGCCCAUUCUGUCUCCCAAACCAUUCAAUUCGGACCGGUUGGAUUGACCCAGCAUAUUUCAAAUGCCCAUAUUGUGCCAUACAUCUCCCCAGCACCUCUUCGCCCGGCCUACCAGGUUCCAGCAGGUACAGUUCCCUGGAUUGGCCCGACUCGCGCCGAAGUUGACGCGCAGAACAUUGCAGUUGCCAGAGCCACUGGCGCGAUGAGGCCCCAGAGCAUGGUGCCUUACCGCCCAGCUGAGGGUCAACAGUGGUGGUGCCGCGAAGUUGAUGGCUCCUACACCCUUCGAACCACGAAUGACAUUAUGGAGAACUUGCAACCAGGAUAUUGGGCAUACUCAUCUUCCGGUUAUCCUUAUUUCAUUCGCCAGGCUUCCUGA
Messenger RNA from Trichophyton verrucosum HKI 0517, 945 nucleotides. RefSeq lists its product as uncharacterized. NCBI's taxonomy places the organism in Eukaryota, Fungi, Ascomycota, Eurotiomycetes, Onygenales, Arthrodermataceae. The transcript is spliced from 3 exons. Bases 1 to 945 code for a protein of 314 amino acids. The record is from RefSeq and is a predicted model, not a curated record.